This is a messenger RNA of Onychostruthus taczanowskii (white-rumped snowfinch), 1244 nucleotides long. It is a transcript of the gene TMEM177, whose product is annotated as transmembrane protein 177. The transcript is spliced from 3 exons. The coding region runs from base 129 to 1079 and encodes 316 amino acids. Lineage: Eukaryota; Metazoa; Chordata; Aves; Passeriformes; Passeridae. The record is from RefSeq and is a predicted model, not a curated record.
CCGGGACUCGCGCUGCAGCAAGAUUCUAUGAAGAUUGUGUGUUAAAGCCCUGAGAGAAGAGACUGCAAAUGGAAAGAGUGGCGUCCAGUUUCCUCUGAUUUCUGCUGGAUUUAGGUUAGGAUUUGACUAUGGCAGUGCGGUUCCUGCGGAAGGCAUCUGUGUGGUUAAAGAAGCACAAGAUCACUGUGUUGGCUGUUUCUUGCAUGGGACUGCUGGGCACUAACCUUUCCUAUCAUGUGUUUCCUGAGCAAACAUUCAAACUUUUGCACGAGUGCUGGUCAGAGGGGCAGCCAGCUGAGCUUUCAGAGAAGCUCUGUGGUGUGUUUCAGGAUGUCCUUCAAGAUACUGGUGUAAAGUCCACUGGCUCCUACAGAGCCUUUGCCGCUUCUGGCUUCCACCCUGUGAGCGCUGGAAUUCCCUGGCUGCCCGAAGGCUGUUUGGUGGGCAUCCCGCCUAACUUUGAUAGCACAGCUGAGGAUAAAAAAGGAAUAGUCAAUCAUGUUGUUGUAAUAAAUGGCAAGGAAGUAGACUGGGAGAGCAGUGAAGGCGUGGCUUUGAAGGAAGCUCUCACAUUUUCCCUUAAAGCUCAGAAGUUUGCCAUUGCCAGAGAAAUUGUGUACUUGCGGAACGGCAGCCCUUUAGCAAGUGCAGUUGUGGCUCCGACUUGCUUGGCUGGGACCUUUGUCUGUGGGAGAGCUCUAAAGCUGCUUCUGGGGCUAUCCACCGGCCCUGUGAUCCUCCGCGGCCUCUGUAACCUUGUCACUGCCAUGGGAGGACUGCUCUGCUACUAUGUCUCUUCUGAUGCCAUCACCUAUCACCUGGACUGCAGGGCUGACUCGAAGGCAGCCAGGCUUUCCAAGGACUAUGCCAGCGGUGGCCUUGAAUUUUAUGAUAAAAUCUUGUCCCGCAACAGGAUUGUUCGUGGUCUGAUGGGCAAACAAGGGAUGAAAAUGUACGCCCCGAGUGGUAACCUUUUCCCAAGGCACUGGUUCAGAAUAAAGUAUACCCCGUACACUUACCGGAGAACUUUGAUUCUUAAUAUUUUAAGAGAGCUCCAGGCAUCUGAUGGGAGUGCUUGAAUUUUAAACUUGUGAAUUAUGUAUUUUGGAACACCGCUGUGCUGCUUUUUUCCUUUUUUUUUCCUUCUGUAUCUUCAAUAGAAUUUUGGGGUUUAUUUUUGCAUAUAGUUCGGGAAGAGUUAUUGUACAUUUCUUGAAUAAAGAAUUCUCUCUUAAAAUAUUAAA